UUGACGUAUGGAAAGCUUUUACGAAAGAAACGGAUGUGAAUUUUGACUUUAUUUAAUUUUCCUGACCUAAAAGCUGUGCCGGAGCCAAUAAUUUCAAUUUAUUUGAAUUUCUUUAAAUCGAAAAGGUCUCCGGGCGAGCCUGAAGAUUAAAAUACAGAAUUUUGAAAAUUUUCAUAAUUUAAAACUUAUUUUAACCCAUUCAGUCAAUGUACCAGAAAUACUUGAGAUAGAAUGUUCAUAUUUUGGGAUUAGUUUCCUACAGAUUAAUAGAUGAAUUUUUUGAAAAGACAAAAAUUUUUUCCAUUAUGGUGGCGCGGGGAGCCCCUGUCAAACACGCGUCUUAACAGUCACUGAAUUUAAAUUCUGUACAUUAAUUCAUUGCAAACUCUAUUGAUUUAGAUAGAGUAACUAUCCAAGACAACAAAUUGGCAACUGGCAACCAGAAUUCAAAUCAGGAAAGAGGAUGAAGGCAAAUUUUAACAAAUUCGACGGGAUGUCGAAUUUUCCGUCUGCCAUUUUGAGAAAAAUUUUUGCAUGACUUCACGCGAAGCGAGAAAAGAACAACAAAAUGUAUUCCCAUCUCUGUCGGGCUAUUUUUUCCAAGAAAUUGAAGGACUAAAGUAACUAAAAAUCCAUUCCCGACAUAAAUUCGAAAAUUAGUUUCCCUGGAAUAAAUCAUCUAAAAUAACUCAAUUCGCGUAUGAUGUAUAAUACCAUGGUAAGGAAUGGGCUAAAGAGAAAUUUUGAAUUUUGAGUGUGAAAUAUAUUGAAAUUUCCUAUUCAAAAAUCUGAUUUUUUUUGAAUAUUCCUAACUCGAGAUUCAAGAAAUGUUUGAAGGUUUUUUUUUGAAUCAAAAUAUUUUUAACCUUCUUCUGAGUAAAUUAAGAAAUUUACAGUGUCCCGAACAAUCCUGUUUUUCAAUUUAUUUAAUGAAAUAAUUAAAAUAAAGGAGAACAAUUAAAAAAAUGCGUCAUAAAUAUUUGAAAAAUUGUUCAAAUUUAAAAGAAUUUAUUUAAAAAGUCGCCUUUUUGAAGAAUGUAUAAUCUUAAAUUUGCCUUUUAAUUGCUUAAAAAUUAGAACCUUUACUUAAAAUUAAUCAGAAAUUACAAGGAAAGGAAGUAUCUUUUCUUUGGUGUAUAAACCCCUUGGGAAGAGAUAAUUGAAUUGCACUAGGAAGCGAUUUGUUGAAUGGAGAAAGAUUGAUCAAGGAGAACAAAUGAAAUAUAUUUUUUAAAUACAGCAAAGAGAUUUACAAAGUUAAAAGAAUUUUUACAGACUUUGAAGGGAAUUCUCUGUCUGAUGGAAAAUUUAGAGAAAAAGACAGUAGAAAUGUACAAAAAAGUGAUAAAAAAAAUGUUAAGAGUUAAGAGAUGGAAGAAUUAAAGGCAUAAAAGCUCUUUAGAGAAAAAGGGGGUUGUUUUUUCAAAUUUGUGAGAAGAAUUCCAUCUGCUGUGCAGUAGAAGCUUUCCGGGAAGGGAAGCUCUGCGCGCGCAAUGAAAGCUCCACCAUAUGGAAGGUAUUUGAACCCUCCGUGGGAGUUAUGGACCAUCCUCUUGGUAUGUUUUUCGGUUAAAUGCAGACUUUGGUGCCACAACACAGCUCAGUAUCAAGUUCAGUAUGGAGCGACAAGCACCUCAGCGGACGCUUCAGACUCCUCAUGGAAGUGGUCACCACUAAAAUUGCAUUUCUACCUGAUGGACAAAUUUUAUUUGUUGGUUCAAAAAAAAAGGGGUGACCAGAAAAUUUUUCAACAAAAAGAGCAACAUUUAAAGUGAAAAUAAGGGAAGGGAAAUAGUUUGAUUAUAAAGGAAAAAAAUUGAAGAAAAACAAAUCCAGCGCUUUUUUAUCAACUAAAACUUUCAUUUUAAACUUUAACUAAAAAAAAAAUAAAUCGAAAAGUGUGCUUUAGAGGAAGAGACUUCUUUUUAGUAAAAAAAUAAAUAAAUAAAAAAUAAAAUUGAAUGUUUCGUGUGAGUGUGAAAAUUUGAAGAACAAAAAAAAACAGUUUUAAAUAAAGUUUUAAUAAUAAAAAUUGUUGGAAAUUUCUCAGACUCUCAAAUACAAUAAAUCAGUGACUUUUCAUGCUGACUUUUUUCCAAUAAUUCUAGUGUGUAAUAACUGUAAAUUUACAUACCUUAAUCAAACAAUUUUUACUUAGUAACAUUAAAAGAAAUAAAUAAUAAAAUUGAAAAAUGGAAAUUGGAAGUGAGAUGUUUUCCAUGGCUCUGGCGCUUAAACUGCAGAAAGCCACUCCACCAACUCCCGAUGUGGCUUCUCUGAGAUUGGCCGAGCCCAUGAUCAGAGGAUCCUACAAUACGGACUGGGAUACAUCGUCAGAUGAUCUCGAUGACUAUCAAGCAGGGAGUGGAUACAAUUCCACCGUGAGUUCUGAAACGCAGGAGAAUGAGCUCUUCUACCGACACUCCUUCACCAUGACUGCUGUAUAUUGCGUGGCGUACGCCAUUGUAUUCUCGGUGGGACUCAUUGGGAACAGCUUUGUUAUCGCAGUGGUCAUGAGGGCACCCCGGAUGCGAACAGUGACAAACUACUUCAUCGUCAAUCUCGCUCUGGCUGACAUCCUGGUGAUUGUGUUCUGCCUACCAGCCACCCUCAUGAGCAACAUAUUUGUCCCCUGGAUGCUGGGGUGGUUAAUGUGUAAGACUGUGCCGUACGUCCAAGGUGUUUCGGUGGCAGCAUCUGUCUACAGCUUAAUAGCCGUGUCGGUGGACAGGUUCCUGGCCAUCUGGUGGCCCCUUAAGCUGCAAAUAACGAAGAAGAGAGCACGCCUGAUGAUCCUUUGUAUCUGGAUCAUUGCACUUACUGCCACAAUUCCCUGGGCGCUUUUCUUCGAGUUGGUGCCCUUCUUUGGGGCCCCUCCAAAUUCCUCCACAGUAGCCCGAGAUAUCGAGCUGUGUCUGGAAGUUUGGCCUCCAGGAACAGAUGGUGCUCUGUACUUUCUACUAGCCAAUCUCAUUGCGUGCUACAUUCUGCCCAUGCUCCUUAUCUCACUCUGCUACAUCCUGAUUUACAUUAAAGUCUGGCGAAGAUCCAUUCCAGGUGAUUCAAAGGAUGCCCAAAUGGACAGGAUGCAGCAGAAGUCCAAGGUAAAAGUGGUAAAGAUGCUGGUAGCUGUGGUGAUCCUCUUUGUCCUCUCGUGGCUGCCACUCUAUGUCAUCUUUGCCAGAAUAAAAUUCGGCGGUGCCAUGAGUUCCAAGGAGGAGGAGAUUUAUCAGGUGGCCACACCAAUAGCCCAGUGGCUUGGUGCCUCAAAUUCCUGCAUAAAUCCCAUUCUCUAUGCCUUCUUCAAUAAGAAAUACCGCCGUGGCUUUGCUGCUAUCAUCAAAUCACGGUCCUGCUGUGGUCGCCUAAGGUACUAUGAAAGUGUGACAAUCCCAUCGUCCUCCACGAGCACACGAAAAUCGUCGCACUAUCACAACAAUCAGAGCUCCACGAAGAAGCCACCGUACAGCCCAACGAUCAAGAGUGAUGCCGUCUCGUACAUUUGCGAGCAUAACGGGAAGAAGCACAUUGCUAAGCAGGAUAGCAAUCUGUCCAGGCAGAUGCUGCUGAAGCAGGAUAGCAAUGUGUCCAGGCAGUCCUUGCUGAAACAGGACAGCAUUGGGUCAAGGCAGAGUCUGACCAAGCAGGAUACCUGUAGCACAGUGUCCAGGCAGGAUAGCAACAAUUCGCGUCAGAUGCUGCUGAAGCAGGAGAGCAAUGGAUCGAGGCAUAUGCUGUCGAAGCAGGAUUCGCAGAUUUCGUACAUUGAUGCGAAGAAGGGACAAUUGAUGCGCCAGGACUCAGAUCUGGCCAGGAGAGGUCUAUUCAAGCAGGACAGUACCAUUUCCUACAUUGAACCACGCAAAGGAGUCCUGUGUAAGCAGGAUACGCAAAUCUCGUACAUCGAGAGCAAGAAAAAUUCCCUGUCUAGCCAGGAUAGUGUGGUGUCCUUCAUUGAGCAUAAGCGGCAUCAGUUGGUGAAGCAGGACUCCAUAAUGUCGUACGCCGAGAAGCCAGUGCUUGUGAAACAGGACUCAGUCAUAUCGUUCGCCGAUCAGAGGCGUGGAUAUCUCACGAAGCAGGACUCUGUGAUAGCCUAUCCUGCCACCAGACACGGUGAGGGUCAUCAUGUGUCCAUCCUCAAGAAGACAGACUCACAGGGUAGCUCACCGAGUCGCAAAACCAUUGAGUUUAUCUCACAGUAGACGACUUCAUCCCAUACAUCUCGUGUGGCGUCCCUUUUGCUCUCUCUCUCUAUCCCUCAACCACUGCCCCUGCAGAAGUCCUCGAGGACACUGCUCCUCGCCACUGAUUUUUUUUUUGUGGUCCUCAACCAUUCGGAGGGAGCUUUGUGGACGCUAUUGAACUUUUUUUUCUCGAUAACUUUCCCUCCCCCUUCGACCUCGAUAUUGGGGUUCAAAGUGUGACUGGCAGAGUUGGUCGUAGUGCGUAGGAAAAUUCUUCUAGAUUGAGCUGAAUGAAAUUUUUGCAACUCAAAAAAAAUAAUAAUAAUAAUGCUGGCACUACAUUCCAUGAAGGAACUAGGCCUUCCCGCAAGGGCAUUUCUAGACAUGCAUUAUUAUUUUUUCUUGUACGGAAUGAGGUUGUCAGUCCCAUGCUCUUGGAAUCAAGUGCAGUGAAGCUCACUGGAUGCAAUUCGAACACCUUUAGCGCCAGAAAAAUUCCUGGUGACCUAAAGGGGAUUCGAACCCGGGACACUUGCAUCAUAGAGCGAGUGCUCUACCACUUGACCAAUUGAGUGCUUUAAAAAUAUGUUUUUGAACAAGAAUUUUUAUUUUUAUUAAUACAGUAGAUUCUUUCAAAUUCGGGCAUUUGGGACCGUAAUGUCAAUCGAAUUAGAGAGAAAUUCGGGCGUCAAACUGUUUGAAAUGCAACGAUUUUUUAUUCAUCUGCAUACUCAUAUUGAGUUUACAUGCUCAUUGUUAUUAUAAAUUUCAUGGAUUUAAUGAAAACCUCUUAAUAAUGCAAAAUCUUGUCAAAACUAAUACAAACCAUGACAAAUUUGAGCAUAUUUGCUUUAUUUGAUAAUCAUAAUCAAACUUGAAAAAUGUCAACAAAAAA
Phlebotomus papatasi is the source of this 5082-nucleotide messenger RNA. RefSeq names its product neuropeptide SIFamide receptor-like. The coding region runs from base 2193 to 4205 and encodes 670 amino acids. The record is from RefSeq and is a predicted model, not a curated record. Lineage: Eukaryota; Metazoa; Arthropoda; Insecta; Diptera; Psychodidae. Gene Ontology annotation, cellular component: membrane. Gene Ontology annotation, biological process: G protein-coupled receptor signaling pathway. The transcript has 7 exons. Gene Ontology annotation, molecular function: peptide binding; neuropeptide Y receptor activity.